Messenger RNA from Opisthorchis viverrini, 5122 nucleotides. RefSeq lists its product as hypothetical. The transcript is spliced from 8 exons. Gene Ontology annotation, molecular function: DNA binding; protein dimerization activity. The record is from RefSeq and is a predicted model, not a curated record. NCBI's taxonomy places the organism in Eukaryota, Metazoa, Platyhelminthes, Trematoda, Opisthorchiida, Opisthorchiidae. Bases 43 to 4578 code for a protein of 1511 amino acids.
CACGCUACACGAAUCAUUACGCUAUCUGCCAUUCGGUAGGGGAUGAUGGAACCACAAGUGUUGCCAACAUCUCUACGGUCACCUUGUGGAGUGUCAACGGUAAAUGAUUUCCAAAUUGAGAGCGAAGCUCUACUGGACUCGGAAAAAGAUGGGAGCGGAGCCAGUGGCGUACGAGAAUUAUACAUAUGCGGUAGUCCUGGAGCAGAAGAUGAUGAUGAGGCGGACAAUGAAUCUCACUCUUCUCCUGACUUCCCAUUCUACAAAGCACGGUCAGAGUGCUCGAAGUCCGUGGAUCAAGAAAACCUAGAACCGAGAGAGUUACAAACCACUGAAUUUGACCAUGAUUCUAGUCUAUCCAAGGAAACAACCUUAGAAUCAAUGAAAAUCAACUGCACUGAAGAUGUCGAAUCACUGCCUGAUCGAGCGCUGAAAUUGACGAUAAAAACCGCUUCACGGGGAGCUGAGCAGUCCUCACGUGGACCGAAAACUGCAACCGGUACACCCAAAGCAUGUGCCAAAAAGUCAUUCGUUUGGAAAUAUUUCCAUCACCCCGAAUUGGCCUCCGGAAUAACUGAUCGUAGUCGAACGCAAUGUAUCCUUUGUGAUAGUCAGCUUGCAUUCAACGCAUCGGGGACAACAACGACAAUGUUGAAUCAUCUGAAAAGUCGCCAUGGUGAUAUUGCUGAACAAGAAGAAUUACAACGUCGUGUGAGCAGGCCUAAGGGAGGAAACACUCGACACCUUGUUGCAGACAAUCGUAGUUCCAAUGAAGAAACAGACCAGCUAGAUACGCCAGGUGAUCUACAAAGAAUUUCGCUCAGCGGUAACCGACAUUCUCGCAGCCCUAUUGGACAACGUGGACGACCACCGGUUGCAGUUCGACGUCAAAAGUUGACCAAGAAUCCCGAGGCAAUGGACUACCUGAGCCAAACAAGUGCCUUGCAGGGCUGCCAAUUGAAAUCUGACGGGGGAUCAAUGUUUCCGCUUGGCUCUUAUGCUGCCUUAACUGAACAACAGCACCGGGCACUGAUCAAUGAAAUGCUAUUUUCUGCAGAGAGUCUAUCCGCAUUGGGAAAAGAUAGUAUCGUAGGAGCCAACGGAAAUGACCAACGCAAAGAGGUUGGCGCGCUACUCCCAGGAAUGAAUUUAGUUGGCGUGGGCGGACACAAGUUCGAUGCGGUCACAGACGCUGCACUCUCCUGCGCUGCCAACAAAAUGUUCUCAACACCUCUAUUUCCACGAAAUUCUCUCCUAAAUGCUGUAUCGGCCUUUUCCAACGGAGCGUUCGGUAUACCUUUACCCGGCCAAAUAAACUGUCCGGCUGCCCAGGAGCUAUCUCCGUCGUCUAGUUCUGGUCUUGGUGUCAGUGUGAGUAGUCCGGUUGAACCAACCACCACCAGUGCGUCACCAACCAAUUCAACUGAUAAUCGCAGCGUGACCUCUCCCACACAUCUGUCUCACAGGUUCAGUCAGGCAAACCAACCGAUUCCGUUUCACAAAGUAUCACUGACACAUGAAGCAAGACCGAUUACAAAUGGACAUGUAACUGACGUUAUUGGUACCGGAAACUGUCUCGUUUCCAGUCCCGUGGCAACAACAUCCUAUUCUUCUGGGAUGGUCGGUCGUGAUGGUGCGAUGAUCUGCCCAUCUGGACUUCAAUCUCAAGCCAAUGUUGGAAAUGUAGCCAGCCCUGCGGACCUGGCAAGUAGUUUUGGUAGUUUUAUGAACUUCUUUCCGACUCUUUCUAACGGGCAAAAUCCAACAAUGUUUCAGUGUAACGAGCCUGAUUUACUAACUCAACAACAAAAGCAGCAGCAGCAACACCAACAACAACAACAAUGGUUGCAGGCCUGGUUAGCAAGUUUCACAAACGGAAAACUGAUAAACAAUCCAGCAGGUUUCAUUGAUCCCGCUUCCGUGCUGAACUUGUUGACCAACUCCGCAGGAUCUAAUGUCAAUUCGGUCGGUCCGCUGACAACUAACAACGAGGUGCACGCGAGCUCAAACUUAUCUCUGCCAGUUGGAUCCCUGGUCGAUUCAUUGCAGUCACCAAGCCAGGUGACAAGAUCACUGCUAGACGGCUUGAAUCAGUGGACAAAUUCUUCACAAGUCACGCCAAAUAUGAAUGCAUCAGGCCUGACGAUAGCCUCUUUGAUGACAUCUCAUUCAAGUCCAACAGUGAACCAAUCACAAGCACAGCACCACUUACAGUCAUCAUCCAGACUCUCCAAUGAACCGCAAUCUACAUUCCCAACUGUGUCCUUGGAACACAUGGUCUCAAACUCACCUACUACGGCCAAAUAUAACAAUAUGAGCGGCAAUUCAGUGAACCUAGGAGUUUCUAUGAAUUCUUUGGAUCUGUCAACAAACAACGGAUUUCGUCCGCGUUCCGGCAGCCCUCAAGUUCCAACAUUAGACGAUGAGGAAAUGAAGACAGGCCAAGCAAGUGAGCCUGGCCCAGCGUCAUCAACGAAGAGGAAACGAGCUCGUCCAAACUAUAUAUCUCCGCACUGUGAAGCAAAGCGUCGUGUCUUGGAACACGUAAGCAGUACUGACACUGAAGACAGUGAGGCCACAGAUAUGACAAAUAAAGCGACGGAGCACCUUUUAGUCAUCCCCGAAGUUUCCAGAGCAUCAUCUGCGGUCAACCAAGUUGAGCAGCAGAUUUCAAAACCCGAAAGGAACCAGGUCACGCAAACUACAUUCUUGCACAAUCUCAUCCGGUACCUGGUAAAAGACAUGCAGCCACCAGAAAUCGUGGAAGGCGAAGGGUUUAAAAGCAUGAUUGGAUUCCUUACUGGUUGCCAGCUGCCCUCCGCCGAAAGGCUUCGUGCAGAGUUGCUGCCAAGACUGGUCAAAGAAGCACGGGACAAUACUGUACUCAGGUUGACGGCCCAUAGCGAAGCUUACUCGGUCAGCUUGGAUCAAGGAAAAGCGAACCAAAAUAUGGAGUCAGGAAGCGCUGAGGACAAUCUGCAGGCACUGGCAUUCUCGGUUGAAAUAUGGCCCUCAGCAUCGCGAGCAAGGAUGGAUACCGUAGGGGACAUAAAAUUUGUGCAGGGCAGUGCUGUUCAUGCCAAUUUGGAAGUGCAUCGCUCAUCUUUACGCUCGUCUAGUUUGCAGAGUCACGUAUACGAUUCGAUCAAGGUCACUGAUUAUGAAGACCUAGCCACUGCUCUUAGAAAUUGCUGCGAUCAGAUCAGACCGACGCAAAAUGCUGAAAAAUUCAAAUCCAACGACUGGGCCAUCCCGCUGGUGACAAACCAGGUCCCGCUAAUACAAACAAUCCAUGCCAAAUCGACCGAGAUUCGGACAGACAUUUGCGAAAUCGCUGGCCGUGAAUUCCUCCUCAUACCCUGUUUUGUAUCCCAGAUGAUCAGAGCUGUGAUGGCCGGCUUGAACCUUGUUGGUGUCCAGCGUGUAUUGCACAGAACUAAACGAGGUCUCCAGAGGAAAAACGAGCAGCUCCCGGACAACGCUUGCUAUUCAAAUCAGAAUGAUGAGAAGACUAGUUCUGAAGACCGAAAUGAACGCUUACCCAGUAACAACCUGAUCGACGAGGUGCAAGUGGCUGAGAAUGCAACUCAACCAAGCAGUAAUGAGGAGGAUAUUCCUAAGAAUUUUCAAAUAGAAUCUGUUUGCAGUUCUUGGGCACAGGCGUACCAUCUGAUCCAAAGUGCUUCCGAUACGGCCGUACCAACCCCGGUCUCUGAUGACAAACGCGUAUUGCAGGAACUUCGGCAUGUUUUGGAGCUACUAAACCAGACGUUGGAGCUCAUUCACCGUCGAGAUCUUGUCCUUACAGCCUCAAUGAUGGAACCUCUUCUACAGAAUCUUUGUCAGACCCAUUUAGCAUCGGCCGAAGAAUUACCACAAGACAACAGCGAAGAUCCGUCGCGAGGCACAAAUGUGGUAGAACAGUUCAAAUCGAUUAUCCGCGAAAGUUUGAUGCAAGCCUACCCGGAGGAUGCGGCAGUCAGAGAGACCUUGCAACUUGCCAGCCUUCUUGAUCCCAGAUUCAAGGACCACAGCGAAGGUCAAAAACCCAGCGUCGUCUCGCUACUUCGAGAAAAGCUUGAGGCAGUUCCUACGUCAAUUGACUGCACACCAAAACAGCAGAAUUUCAGCACUACUGACCCGUCCCCAAUAUCUGCGGGUGGAAAAACCACCAAACCUUCAUCAGAUACCACCGGCCUACGAACUGUAUUUGGUCUCCAGUGCUUCGCGCGCACUUCGCUGUCUGAAGUGGACCGUUACCUUCGAGAGGAACCACUCGGACUGGAAGAGAAUCCGUUUGCAUGGUGGUCUGAAAAGGUCAGCACCUAUCCCCGAUUGGCCAUUUUAGCCAACUAUUACCUAACCAUUCCGCUGACUUCCUUCGCAGUAGGGAGGCUCACCUCUCUUGGAUCACUAGGGCAAGACAAGCCAAACGAAACUCAUCUGUAUGAGCCAAAAGAUGGCCUUGGUUUACCCAAUAUAGUUGACCCGUUGGGACGCAACCGAGUUCGAAUCGCGGAGGAUGAUCAGGCCACAUACAACUUCCUUUGGCAUAAUUUGGAUAAGAUCCACGAAGUAUGAUUUGUUAGAAGCGCGAAUUUUGUAUUUUCUUGUAUGCCGCUGUGAUAUGUACCAUAGCAAUAUGUAAAUAACCAACAUUCUGUUGCACUUUUGAAGUCUAGUCCUUCACACACACACCGGAGGAUGAUCAGGCCACAUACAACUUCCUUUGGCAUAAUUUGGAUAAGAUCCACGAAGUAUGAUUUGUUAGAAGCGCGAAUUUUGUAUUUUCUUGUAUGCCGCUGUGAUAUGUACCAUAGCAAUAUGUAAAUAACCAACAUUCUGUUGCACUUUUGAAGUCUAGUCCUUCCUUCCACACACACACACACAUACACACACACACAUCUCGCACACCAAAACCGUUUUGCUACCAUGACUGAUGAUGAAGCAGCUCGUGAAAUUUACUCGACUUCUGUACAGAAUAAAUUAUAAGAAUGUUGCUCAAACCGCACAAACACACGAACACAGCCUUGCACUGUCUAGCCAGCAAUUUGCACUGCCUUUGGCAGCUAUGCUUUUCUCUUGCAGCAACUUUCCUACUCUGCGUGUUGAGUGAAACUGGUCG